Messenger RNA from Penaeus vannamei (Pacific white shrimp), 7399 nucleotides. NCBI's taxonomy places the organism in Eukaryota, Metazoa, Arthropoda, Malacostraca, Decapoda, Penaeidae. The record is from RefSeq and is a predicted model, not a curated record.
AACAGCUUCCUAUGAAUGAUAGAUACAUUUUACUUCCAUACAGGAUUUGAGAGAAGUGAUUCUCCACUUCAGAAAUGGCAAGAUAAAAUCAACAGUGGAUUUGACAAGCUGGUUGCCUUUGCAUCAGAAGUAGAUAAGCGACGAAAGUCAACUGAAGGCACCUCCCCAAGGCAAGAAGGAUUUGCGUCUCCAAGAUGCACAGAACGGAGGCCUCCUCUAACAGCAGAGCCUCCGCACCCACUAGAACGUGAUGCAGCAAAUUUUCGUGCCAGGCAAGAGGAUGAGGAAGUAAUCCGGAGCAGUGACCCAGCAGGGCCCCGUCCAUACUCUCCUCAUUCCCCGCCAAGACUCUCUCCCAGUCCCAUUCCUCAUGGGCGUCCGCCAACACCCCAGUCACCCAGGCCUCCCAUGAGAACACCUCCGAUCUCAUCACCACCUCCAACCCCCUCACCUGAUAGGUGUGGUGGAGAAUCUCCAAGCCUUUUUCCUCCAAGAGGUGGGGAAACUCCACCCUACUUACCUCCAGACUUGGAAACUACUCGACUUGUAUCGCCUGUUACAUCACCUACAGAACAUGGCAUUUACCAUCACCAUUUCAAGAAGAAGUUCUACCACAAGGAACGGAUAAGUCCCCUUGAAACAGACCAUCAUCAUCACCACCACCACAACCACACACAUCACGGCAAGUUCCGUCCCAAAGGCAAAGACUGGCAGUGGAGGAAUCGGUCAUCGCAUCAUCAAUCAUCCCAUCAUCACCAUAGCCGAAGGUCCCCUCCAGCACCGUCGUCUCAUCAGCUGCCAUAUGUGAACACCUCUCACAACCACCACAACCACCAUCGUCACUCUUCUGCCUACCCACCAUCUGUACCACGUCACCAUCACAACCACCACCAGUUGGUGGCUGCAGCAGCACCUUCACAGAGAUCGCAAGGCCCACCCCCGCAAGGCCAAUAUUAUCAUUAGUUGUGGCUGUGUGGAGCAGAGGGAUUGUUCACCAGGUGGCAGUGUGCAGUAUUCAAGAACACCACAAGAACCAACUCCAAGACUAGAAUGGCCACUUGGUAUACAAGCCUUUGUGUAAAUGUUUAGUCACUUCAGGAUUAAGUUGCCUAAACUUUUUUGAAUUUUGAAGAAAAUACUGAAGAUAAUGAAUUGCAAACAAAAUAACAAAAAUAUUUAAUUAUAGACAGAAUAACAAAAAAUAAUUACAAACAAAUUCACUAAAAAUCAUGGCAUAGCUGCAAGUGGAUCUCUUGUCCUUAGGUUGGAGGAUAUUAAAAAUCUAUGGCCGAGUUGAAGAAAGAUAGAAUGACUCUUUGAACAUAAGUAUAGGAAGUGGGAAUUGUGUAAUUAGGAUUUUAGGUUACCCAUUACAUAGUUACAAUUGCCACUAAAGUCAUAGUUAAAAAAGAAGUUUGGUUUGUGCAGAAACCAGAUAGGUAUAUAACUUAGGGACCUUUAUGUUCAUAUAUGAUUGUUCUACAGAUAACUUUUCCCUCAUACAUUACAGUUUUCCUAUGGGUUAUCACCAUUAUUACACGUAAGCAAAUCUGGGCAUAGAUAAUGAGUAUAAUACCCAUCAUGAAUGGCAUUAUUGUUUUAUGUUCAUAAAAAAAGUCUUCACAGGGUCAGGUUCCUAAUUGUUAUAUAUGAAAUAUUUAUAUGGGUACUUCACUGACUGAUGAAUUAAUUAUAACAUAUUUGAUCACAGGCUUUUCCCCAUCGGUCAGCCCAUUGAAAAUUCAAAGAGGAGACAGUUUAUAUUCUGAUAUCAUUAUUUUAUGAUAGCCAACAUAGUCAGAAAUGAUUGUACUGCCAAUUAGAGGGCCAGCUAAUAAUCCAUACACAUUUAUGUAACACUGAUAUUGGGAACAUGCUAGCAGCCUUAAAUAGACAAACUCUGUUCAUUAGAUUACCUGUGAAAACUUGCCUAAAUUUUAAAAAGGAUUGAUUCAUGCCAGUUCAUUAUUGUUGAAUUCCUUGGAAAACAAUUUUGCAUAUAUUUACAUUUCUCAUAAAUUUCACUAUUUUUUGGAUAAGAAUAUUAUUACAGCCCUGAAUGUAUAUGAUUUUUUUUUUUUUUUCAAUAAUUAAAAUAUAUAUACUUCACAUAUUUUCAGUAUUUGAGAUAGCAUUGUCUCAAAGGGAGUAUCAGAUUUUUUCUAUCGUAGGCUGACUAGUUUUUUUUCUCUAUAUAGACAUAGACACACUGUACACAUACAUAUCCUCCCCCCUCCCCCCACACACACAUGUAUGCAUGCAUGCAAGCGCUCAUGCAUGCACAGAUGAACAGACACAUCCCCCCCUCUCACAUACAUUCAUAUACACAUACUCAUUCCCAUUUAUUGCUAAAUGACAUAGGAAAUUGAAGUUUAAUAUCAAUGUUGAUCAUAGAUAUAUGUGUACUGGUUUAUUAGUACCUCUUUCAGGAUUUAUUUAUAUAUGCUCAAUUCUUAUUUAUAUGAUAUUUAUUUAGUUUCUUAUACCUCAGUGUUUGAUUUCAGCCGGGUUUGAGAAAAGCAGGAGGACAUACAUGUAAGGAGGGUAUGCUGAACACAAUGCUUGGCACUGAAAGAUUGUUUUGUACACAUGAAAUUCCUGUCAUUCAUCAAGUUCACUAUAAUUGUGUUGUAUUUAUUCUUGUAUAAUAUUUUGUAAAUUUUGUUUUCAAGGCUGGAAAUGUGUUCAUCAUACAACCCUAGCUUUAUCAGUCACUUAACUUGCUGCUGAAUUUGAGGAAAAACCAAGAGUAUAUGGAGUGCAGGCUAAUUUUUGGUGUUAUUUGAAGGUUAUUAAAUUCAGGGUCAAGUUAGCUGGGAUUCAUUCUCUCAUGAUCAUCUUGGCAAAUGCAUGUGACGCCUGUUCAUCCUAUAAGGGCAGUAAGGAUUUUUGAGGAUGUUUGUUACUAUUUUUGGAUAAUACCAAUAGGACCAAUUUGCACUGUUUUGCAGUUUUGAUUUUUUAAGUUAUUUUGCCAUAUGGUAAUGCUUGGCCAGAAGCAGAGGAAUAUUCAUCUUGCUUUUUAUUCAGUAAAUGGAAAACUUGACAAAGAACACACAUAUCAGUCAGUUUCUUGCAUUUUAAUAGCACUGAUUCAUUAGUUAACUUACUGAUAUAUUUAUCUCAGAACAGUUUCCUGUUGCCUUUUCUUAAGGGAUGAAAAGUCUUAGGUAUUUUCUGAACAAAAAUUUUGACAUCCAGGUUUUGUGGAUAUUUUGGAGACACGUGUAGGAGUAGUCAUAUAUGCAAGUUGUUGUUUUUUGUGGGUAUUAAGGUUUGAUUUUAUGCUACAUCAUAGUAUGAUCUCAAAAUCCCCUUUAAAGUAUCUUUUGAUAGUCAUGUAUGGAGCAAAUUUUUCUGGCCAUUUUCCAGGGUUUUUUAAAGUGCAUUUUAUACAAUUGCCAUUUUAACUUUCAUGUGAAGACUACAGAAAAUUGUUCUAUUGUAACAAUCCAACAAAACAUGUGCCAAAUAGUAAUAUGUUUAGGAAUGCUGCAUGUACAAAAUUUAGUGAGAAACACAGUUUGGUUUUGUUAACUCCAUACAAGGUAGAGGAAACCUUGUUUAAAGCCCAAAGUAACAAUAUACUUGUGUUGAUGUUAACAAGCUCGGUAGGCUAAGGGUGUGUGUUGUAGUGAAUUAGACAACUAGUUCAUCUUCUCAUUUGUGGAAUCAUUUAUAAGCUGAUGAACAGCUUUAAAUUCUUCCCUACCUUCAGCCUACAAGUAAAGUGAAGCACUGCCAAGAACUAUACAAUGAAUUAAGACUUUUGUCUUCAGACAUGUUUUCAAUAUUUGCUAUAUAUCAAUAAUUUAAGCUGUAGGUAUCCUAUGUUGGUCCCAAAAAACAUUUGCUGUCGGUGUGAAUUGGUGAAUUGGUAUAUCAUAUCAUGUGACAUUGCCAUGGAACCACACUUGUAAAACCAUGGAAUUAUUUAAAUAUAUUGUAUGACACUGCCAUUGAACCAUGCUCUCAAACCAUGGGUAUUGCAUUGAAGAGGAAGUCUCUCAUUUUGGCCAUAUAAUGGAGAUUUUUCUUAUUCUUUUUAUGUCUGCAGAAUAUAACAUUUAUUUAUAUCUCUCCAAGAUUUGGUCGGAGAAACUGUUUAGUUGAAUAUGUACCUUACAGUACUACUGGUGUACUGUACUGAAAUCUUCUUUUUCUUCUUCUGUAAUAUUGUUGUUAUGAUUCUUGUUAUUAUUGUUAUCAUUAUUCUGUUUUCUUUUUUCUUCUUUCUUUCAUUUCUUUUCUUUGUAUAAUUUUGUCAUAUAUGUUAUUUUUGAAUGAAUGAAUGAAUGAAUGAAUCUUUUUACUACAGUCUCAUUUGAACUCAUGAAGGGAAGUGUUAGGGAUUCAGAGUAAACAUAUUUUUAAUGAUUUUUUAAUACUCUCUUUUAAUCUUCCUUUUUUUUUCUGUCCUUCUUCAAUCCUUUCAUUUCUUUAUCCUUUCCUUCUUGCUUUUCUUGCUGCCAGCUGCAACUGUUACUAUUGCUAUUCUAGUGUUACUGUUUCUAUCACUACUAUUUUACUAUUACUACUACUGCUACUUUAUUGUUACUGCUUCUAUCACUAUGUUACUACUACUGCUAUUUCUACUCUACUGUUACUGCUUCUAUCACUAUGUUACUACUACUACUCCUGCUACUCUAUUAUUACUGCUUCUGUCACUUUGUUGCUACUAAUACUAAUGCUAUUACUUCUACUGUUGCAACAGUUACAAAAUUAGUGAUCAUUAUUGUGGUCAGUUAGGUCUAUGAUUAUUAUCUUUAUUUCAUACUAUAUUGAUAAUUAAAUGCUUCAUAAUUUUUGUUGGUUUGCAUGUUUGCUGAUUGAAUGUCAUUUAAUAAGGAGAUCAGGAAGGGAAAAGUCAACCACAAACCUGUUCAUGGCGUACUCUUUUUAUUGAUAUUUCGAUGCCUCAUUUCCUUUCCUUUAGUGUGCUUUUUAAGUAUUGUCAUUUAAAUUCAUGUCCAGUUUUGUAGUGAAGUUAUUUGUUUUUAAGGGAAAAAAAUACUUGGAAAUAAUUUUGAGCGUUUGGAAAUAUUGUAUUUCCAAUUAGAUGAAAUAUGCAGGAAUAUUUUUUGCAUCUUUGUCACCAGUAUCUUGGUAUUGGUAAAGUAGAUGCUCAUAUAUAUAUGUGGUACUUUUUCAUUCUAUAGUAGCAAAGACUUCUAGCCUAAUAUGGCACUUGUGGAAGAGUACAGUCCAUCCAGGGUUUUGGAGGGAAGACAGGAAUUCAUACCAUCUCACAUAGCACAGUAUUAGCUGUGUUCUCUGUUGAUCUUAUUUAUGGACAUGUAACUUAUUUUGAUACUUUUGUUGUUAAAAAUGGAAUGGUCUCAGCCUUUUUUAUAUGUGAUUUCUCUUCUUUUUUGAGUCUACAUUUUGUCAGAUAUUUGAAUAGGAUGUUGUACAAAGAGAUCAGUGUUUAUAGUAAUAGUCAUGGUGUGCUGAUCAUGCAAUGUUUGCAAGCAGUUCAAUAGCUUUGUUAUAUCUAUAAUUGAGAAUUGCCACAGAUUUUUCACCAGUGAUAAUUGUAACCCUUUAUCUUUCUUUUUUCUUGUUUCACUAGUUUUGUUUGUGAUAUGAAAGAAAUGUUUUAAUCUUUGUUGAAAAUGUUGAAAGUCCUGCCUCACCCUUUUUUUGUCCUUUUUAUUAAGAUUUUGUGUAUUGUAGAGUUUUAAGUAGUAUGGUGAUGCUGCCAGUGAUCAUUAGUGUAAAUUUUAGCUUAUGUGGUGAAUAACUAUUAAAUCUGUUAUUAGGAAAGCUAUACUCUGGAUGUAAAGAUGGUGUUCAUGUACCUAUCAACAUACAGACUGUAGCUUUUUUAAACAGAAGGGAUGUCUACUGCAAUGACUGGAUGUAGUUCUGUAUAGUGUGAAGUAGAAGUGCAACUUGCUGUGACAAAAGACAAGGUGGUCGUCACUGGAUGCAACCUUUUUUGAUAUGCUGUAAAAUACAUGACUGAUUUUUAUACCUCUUUUUCACUGCCAUUCAUAAGAGCUCCAUGCCCACGUGGCCUUCCUGUCAGCAGCCUGGAUUAUAGAUAGCUAUGAGUUGUUAUGUAUAACAUAAAAUUCUACUAGAUUGAUUGUUUAUUAAACUGCCAAAUUUUUCUUCAAUGAAGAGUGUAUGUAGUAAGAGGAAAGAUGAGAUGACUCUAAGAGAACUUAGUUAUAGCAUUCAUGUUUAAAAUUCCAUGGAAGCUAAUAGAAAGGCCAAAUGGGAAAGUAUUGUAAAUAUUGUAAGAUAAAACAAGUGAUUUUUGUUGUGUUGCUGGUCACAAUCACUGAUCUCAUUGUGUGUUCUAAUGCCCUGCUACUGCCAGUUACUCCUCAUGGGUUUUUAUCAAGUCACAGUGAUGAGUACAUGGAGUACCUUAGUGUACACUGUGUGCAUAUGAUACAGCCGGCUUCUGGUUACUGCAACCAAUGAGCUGGCUUGGGCUGUGUACAUUUGUAACCAGAUUGGUAAUUUUUGGGUCUCAGACAGGGUUCUACUGAGGCAUCUUUGCUGAUAUUGUAUAGAGAUUGGUCUUAAUGAAGAACCAACUAAGACCAACAAUUUCCAUUCUAGUUACAUUUCAUCCCUGCAGAAUGACAACAUAUGAUAACUAAGAGAGAUAGAUAAAAGAGAGUAGCUCAUCUUAUUGUUUUCUUUCUGCUGGGCUGACAAACUCACAAGUGACAACAUUGAUGGUUUAAAAUAUAGGGAUGAUUAACAAUGCAUGUGUUAUAUCUUCCAGAAUCAAAUACUGUAAUUUAAAUGUGAUCCAUCCACUUUUUUGAAGCUAUUUGCUCCACUGGUUUGAAAAAUGAUUAUUCAUAACAGUAAGGGCUUAGCGAGUUGAAACUGCUUGAAACAGUAACGGGAACUUGUAAAUAUUCAUCUGUAUGGAUUCAGGUCAAGUAAAUAUGAGGCUGAAUACUAAAAGAGCAUUGGAAAACCUCACUAAAAAUGUAAAAAUAGAUUAAUCUAUUCUGAUAAUUGUUCAUUACCAGCCCAUAGUAGAGUAAGUCUUCAAAAAAUGGACAUGACUGUAAUUCCUCUUCAUCAUUAAUGGUCUAAGAUUACUGUAAAAGAGAAAGGUAAAUAUAAUUUUUUUCUUUCCUCUCUCGCUCUAUAUAUAUAUAUAUUACAAAGUACAAGGAAAUGAAUUUUUGAUUUGACAAGCAAUUCAACCAUGGUUUAUUAUGUGUCCAUCUUUUGAUCAUUUACCCUCAUUUGUCCAUAUGUGGUUUACUCACUUGUGGGAUCAUGACUGUAAGUACAAAAAUUUUGCCCUACCUGUACUUAAUGUAAAAUUUAUCAUUUUUGUAUUGUACAUGUAUUUGGUUCUUAUCUAUGCUGUCUGUAAAAUUGUAUCCAUUGUUCAGAAUAAAAUUCUCAAUUGUUUUUA